CUCAACACAUCAACAUAGAGUGGGAGCAAUGGAGGAAAAGUUGUACGAUAGCCAUUUCAAGCCGCUGCUGCUGCGAUACUCCUGGACGAGAUUGACUGACAAAGUCAAAAGCAUUACCCAACGGGCUGGUGACUCGUCCACGUAUCACAAGAUUCUCAUUGGCGUGGCCACGCUAUUGUUUCUUUCACUUUUUACACAAGUGCCUUUUCUACCACACUUCCGCACAGCCAGCCCCAAGGUGGUGAUAAUCCUCGCCGCCAACGAGGGCGGUGGAGUGUUGAAGUGGAAGGGCCCCCAAGAUUGGUCCAUCGAGCGGUCUUCCAUUGCCAACAAGAAAAACUAUGCUAAACAGCAUGGAUACGCCCUUACUAUCAAGGAUAUGACGGUGAAAAAACGGUACUCACAUGAAUGGCGUGAGAGUUGGGAGAAGGUGGACCUCAUGAAGCAAACCAUGCGGCAGUUCCCUGAAGCUGAGUGGUUCUGGUGGUUGGAUUUGCAUACGUUUAUCAUGGAGCCGGGUUUAUCUUUGGAAGACCACUUCCUCAACGAUCUCGACAACGCCACCUACCGGACGCUCGAUCACUUCAACCCCUUGGCGCUUCCCGAAGACUUGCCAUACGUGGACUAUACUAAGCAGAUCGACUUGAUUGUCACUCAGGAUUGUGGAGGAUUCAAUCUUGGGUCUUUCUUGAUGCGCCGGUCGUCGUGGUCCGAGAUGUUGUUGGAUGCGUGGUGGGACCCGGCCUUGUAUGAGCAGAUGCACAUGGAGUGGGAACACAAAGAACAGGACGCUUUGGAAACCCUAUACUCCACAUCACCAUGGGUUAGAGAAAGAACCGCUUUUUUGCCGUUAAGGAAAAUCAAUGCUUUCCCUCCAGGAGCUUGUUCUGACAAUGCGGACGAUCCUCAGUAUUUCUAUCGGCACCAUGAUUUUGUAAUUAACAUGGCUGGAUGUGAAUACGGAAGAGACUGCUGGGGCGAAAUGGAGCAUUAUAAGUCUUUGUCCAAACGUUUGACUAGACCAUGGUGGCACUUUUGGUAGCUAACUAACCUCUAUAAAAUGCACUGUACUAUUAAUCAGUUUUUGAUCUACUAUCAAUUCACUCUCACUACUAAGCUUCAGAGCCUUCUUCCGCACCAGCUUUUUCGCGCUCGCGGUUUCCAACUUUCUCAAAAUAAAAUAACAUACCAGU
Molecule: messenger RNA, 1193 nt
Organism: Yamadazyma tenuis ATCC 10573
Lineage: Eukaryota; Fungi; Ascomycota; Pichiomycetes; Serinales; Debaryomycetaceae
Source: RefSeq, a predicted model, not a curated record